AUGCGAAUGUUUCAGGAAAAAGCACCAGCCCCAGCUCCAACUAGUCGGCUAGCUUCUCCUACAUUUAUUAUUGUACUGUGCCUGACUGUAGUUGCCGUUGUGAUGGUGUCUGUCAUAGUUGGUCUUUGCACGAUUAGGCACAGGCAAAUCGGACGACUCACUUCCAACUAUUCGGAGAGUAGUGCAGCACGGACAAAUGCGUAUGUAUCAGCUCAAGCAGCACAGAUGAACGUCAUCUAUGGGACUAUGGAACGAGAUAGGUAAGA
Molecule: messenger RNA, 266 nt
Organism: Cylicostephanus goldi
Lineage: Eukaryota; Metazoa; Nematoda; Chromadorea; Rhabditida; Strongylidae
Source: the annotation of a GenBank genome assembly